Molecule: messenger RNA, 4192 nt
Organism: Galeopterus variegatus (Sunda flying lemur)
Lineage: Eukaryota; Metazoa; Chordata; Mammalia; Dermoptera; Cynocephalidae
Gene: COX15
Product: cytochrome c oxidase assembly protein COX15 homolog
Exons: 10
Coding region: 35-1276 (413 amino acids)
Biological process (GO): heme A biosynthetic process
Cellular component (GO): mitochondrial inner membrane
Molecular function (GO): oxidoreductase activity, acting on NAD(P)H, heme protein as acceptor
Source: RefSeq, a predicted model, not a curated record
AGGGGUGUGCAGGUGGCGUCUGUGCACUGUCAGUAUGCAGCGGUUGCUUUUUCCGCCCUUGAAGGCCUUCGUGGGGGGCCCGUGUCUCCGGCUCCUGCUUCCUAGAGCAGCGCCUAGAGCACAGUGUGGUUGCAGCUGUGGUAUCAGGCGCCCUCUGAGGCCAGGGCAAUACAGCACCAUCUCUGAAGCAGCUUUGCAGUCUGGAAGGGGUACAGUGUCCCUUCCCUCAAAAGCUGCUGAGCGGGUGGUAGGCCAGUGGCUCCUGGUCUGCAGUGGAACAGUGGCUGGAGCAGUAAUUCUUGGUGGAGUAACUAGAUUGACAGAGUCUGGCCUCUCGAUGGUAGACUGGCAUUUAAUAAAGGAGAUGAAACCACCUACAAGCCAAGAGGAAUGGGAAGCAGAAUUCCAAAGAUAUCAGCAAUUUCCAGAAUUUAAAAUCUUGAAUCAUGAGAUGACGUUGGCAGAAUUCAAGUUCAUCUGGUACAUGGAGUAUUCACACCGAAUGUGGGGUCGUCUUGUAGGCCUCGCAUACAUCCUGCCUGCUGCCUACUUUUGGAGAAAGGGCUGGCUCAGCCGUGGCAUGAAAGGACGUGUUCUUGCUCUCUGUGGUUUAGUCUGUUUCCAGGGUCUGUUAGGAUGGUAUAUGGUGAAAAGUGGAUUGGAAGAAAAACCAGACUCCCAUGACAUCCCCCGGGUCAGUCAGUACCGCCUCGCUGCCCAUCUGGGGUCAGCCCUUGUUCUUUAUUGCGCCAGCUUGUGGACCUCACUCUCACUGCUGCUCCCUCAGCACAAGUUGCCUGAAACCCGUCAACUCCUGUGGUUGAGACGAUUUGCUCAUGGAACAGCAGGGCUAGUGUUCCUUACAGCUCUCUCAGGUGCUUUUGUGGCAGGGCUGGAUGCUGGGCUUGUAUACAACUCUUUCCCCAAAAUGGGAGAAUCCUGGAUCCCAGAAGACCUCUUUGCCUUCUCCCCCAUCCUGAGGAAUGUUUUUGAAAAUCCCACCAUGGUUCAGUUUGAUCACCGGAUUCUGGGAAUCACUUCAGUCACUGCCAUUACAGCACUCUACUUCCUGUCUCGGAGAAUUCCUCUUCCUCGAAGGACCAAGAUGGCAGCGGUGACUCUGCUGGCUUUGGCAUAUACACAGGUGGGCUUGGGCAUUAGCACUCUUCUGAUGUAUGUUCCAACUCCUCUGGCUGCCAGUCACCAGUCAGGCUCCUUGGCUCUGCUCAGUGGUGCCCUUUGGCUCAUGAAUGAACUCCGAAGAGUCCCAAAAUAAUUCUCAGAGGGUCAGCUUCCUAGGACUGAAACUGCACUUUUGAGAGCUCAUCAGAGAGCACAAGAAGUUAUGCUUUUCGAUGAAGAUAACCUUGGCAUACUAAGUGGUUUCCAAAUUGGUCAAGUUAUUUAAAAUUCUUUGCCUGUUUUGAAGUCACUGGAUCAAGAAUACCAUUAAGUAUAAUUAGCUAAUGGUUCCUUUCUAAAUCUGUUACUUUUCACAUUGAAAAUCAGGUUUAAUGUAGAGAAAGAAAUGUCUGCCAUUUGCUGCUUAUUCUUUGUCUCAGGUUUCUUAAUGUUUGCAAACUCUUGGUUCUGUAUGCCUGAUUUCUGUCUCGUUUUUCUCCUGAGUCCUGAAUUCUGCCUGUGUAGAAUUUCUUUAUGAUCUUCACUACCAUCAGGUGAAGUUUCAAAGGGAAGGACUGGCAUACCCUGAAGUAGCUAGCUAGCCCUAAGCAAAAAAUAGCUAAUGUCUUCUAGUGUCCUGAUUUUCAAAAAUGGGGAAAGCCUACAUUUUUACAAGUUUAAUGUGUAUAUGCAGCAAAAUGGUUUAUAAGUACUUGGAAAAGGAGGUAAUCAAUAGUAACCCACUUGGAUUCAUCAAGCACUAACCUAGUUCCUCUUCUGAUAGUGCUAUUACAUCGCUAGGUCAGAGGUAUGGAACAGACAGUAUAAAUUGGUUCCUGAAAGAGUUUCCUAAAAGGCUUGUGGGCAAGAAAAAUAUGGCCUUGAUGGUGUGCUACAUGGACAUCUAUUCAGAUAUUUAAACAAAUUGUUGAUUACUGAAUUGGUAUGAUUUUGCUCUUGGUAUUUCACAGGGCUCUGUCUUACUCAACUUUAUUUUUUAAAUCAUUGAUUUGGAUGAAGGCAUCAGAAAUGUCAGAUGUGAGGAUGGAGCAAACAGCAUUGCUAAUAGGUGGCAGUGGCAACUCAAAACAGUCCCAGAGUGACCUUAUCAAGGUGAAAUUAAACAUUAUAAAUGUAAGGUACUCAUUUAAAUUAAAUAAGUUGUAUAAAUUUGGAGUGAAGAAACCUGGCUUCAUAUCAUUUCAUAUAAAAGUCUUGGGGAUUUCGGCUGGCCUCAGGCUCAACAUGAACCAACUAUUCAUGUUGUUAUCACAUAACACAGAAAAAUUAGUGGUGCUUCAGGUUUUAUCAAUAGAAGUGUCACAGCCAUAGUCAGAAUAACCCCCCUAAGGUAUUGCAUUUCACUUGGAUACAAAAUUUAAGCAGGACAUUGACCACUAAGUGUGUAUCCAGAGGAAGACACCAAGGUGGUGAGAAGUCCAGAACCUCUAUCACGUAGGAAAUAGUCGAAGGGACUAGGGAUAUUUAAAUGGGGACAAGAACAUUUGGGGAGAGAGCAAGAUUCCUGUCCUUGAGAAGUUGAAGCCCUAACUUAACAGAAGAGGAAAUGAGUUUCCUUUGUGCUGCAGAGCUGGGAGCAAUGGAUGAAAGUUGCUGUAAGUUAGUUUUUAGUUCUGUAGAAGAGUAGGGUGGACCAAAUCAAAUGCCCACUGGGGUCAGGCUGGUGGAGACAGUGACAGACUGGAGAGCAGGUGCCCCAACUAAGGGGUAAACCACUACAGAGCUCUGGCCUGUUACUGCUCUGCAGGUCCAGGGUUGUCAGAUCUGGUUUUUUAAAGAAGCCAAAUAUCUGGAUUUUUAUGUAAAAGCUCUCAAGUGUUGGCAACUAAUUUCAAGUUUCUAAAAACUACAUGCAGUCUUAACAUAAAUGACCUAAUAUUUGCCCAUUUGCAAUCUCUGAACUAGAUGAUUUUAGUUCCUUUUUUUUUUGGUGGCUGGCCAGUACAGGGAUCCGAACCCUUCACCCUUGGUGUUAUCAGAACCACACUCUAACCAAGUGAGCUAACUGGCCAGCCUUGGGAUCUUAACUAAGGGAUUUUAGUUCGGUUUGUUUCAACUCCAAUAUUCUGAGUUUCAGUGUAACCUACAAUGUACAGUUCUCAGUUGGUUCUUAGUGUAAUAAAAGAUGGUUUGUCUUUUUCAAACAGCCCCGAACCUGGUGGGCUUAUACGGUUGCCUAGAAGUGACUCCCAACCUCUCUCACCUUAGAAUCUUUGAAAAAUCCCAAAGCCCAAGCCUUAUUCAAGACCAAUUAAAUCACAAUCUCUAGGAUCAGUAAUAGGCAUAUUUUUAAGUGUCCCAGGUGAUUCCAAUGUGCAGACAAGCUUAGGGACCACUUUCCCAGGUCCUAAUAGAUUAGUUACCUUAGAAAGUUCUGACUAGCUUAUUCCUACUCCCUCUGAAUUUCUACCCCACCCUAUCUCAUUUAAUCUGCUAUGUUGAUACUGUUAGUAUGUUAAUAGGAUAUUGUCUCUUCUAGAUAGUAGAAUUUGUUGAAGAAAGGGAACUGCAGUUAUUUGGGCAGGUUCCUGCACCAUUAUCUCCUACUCCCUGAACCCAGGUUGUCCUUAGAUAAUAACUGAGUCAGCAGAGGGCAGUAUCAUCCAACCCAAAGAACCAUAUGCUAAUGCUUCUAUAGUUCCCUCCGAGAAAGUAGCAACUCAUGAAUAAGUUCAAAUUUCAGAUGUUUUACUUUAUUUUUCUUGUAUUACAGAUGAUGAGUCAGUUUGGAAAAACAGAUCUGGUUACACUUAGCUGUUUAACUAUAUUAUGCUAUCAAUGAGCUCCUGGUGGAGAUUGUCUUAAUUAUUUUUGUAUUUGCAUUAUUCCCAGCACCACUAGAAACAUACCAAAUAUUGAAUGAAUGAAUGCAUGAAUUAAUGGAAACAGAUGAUUACAUAUUGAUGUCCCAAAUACUUUUUCAAAAAAAGUCACUACAUAUCUAUAGAAUUAAAUGAAUUUCCCUUAACAUUUUCAAAGAUCUCAACAGUUCUGUCAAUUGUUUUUAAAAUAUGAAGAAAAUUAAAACACGGCUUUCUUAAUCAGUCAA